Molecule: messenger RNA, 252 nt
Organism: Spirometra erinaceieuropaei
Lineage: Eukaryota; Metazoa; Platyhelminthes; Cestoda; Diphyllobothriidea; Diphyllobothriidae
Source: the annotation of a GenBank genome assembly
AUGCUCCCAUUACCCUUCUUCUUCUUCUUCUUCUUCUUCUUCUUCUUCUUCUUCUUCUUCUUCUUCUCCUUCUUCGUAUUUUUCUUCUUCUUCUUCUUCUUCUUCUUCUUCUUCUACUUCUACCUCUUCUUCCUAUCCGCCUCCUCUUACUCCCCCUUCUUCUUCUUCUUCUUCUUCUUCUUCCUCGUCUUCUUCUUUUUAUUAUUCAUCUAUUUCUCCUUCUUCUUCACCUUCUUCUCUGACACAAACUAG